This is a messenger RNA of Juglans regia (Persian walnut), 1356 nucleotides long. RefSeq lists its product as uncharacterized. The record is from RefSeq and is a predicted model, not a curated record. Lineage: Eukaryota; Viridiplantae; Streptophyta; Magnoliopsida; Fagales; Juglandaceae. Gene Ontology annotation, cellular component: chloroplast. The transcript is spliced from 12 exons. The coding region runs from base 211 to 1233 and encodes 340 amino acids.
UGGCUCUGGCACUCCGGGCAAACAUAUAAAUCUGGAAGGUUACUUUUGAACUGUAUUACCAGCCGCAUUCUUCAUUCUCGUCCACCUGUAAGCCUAGUAGCCUAACAAGUCGCAUAAAAAUCCCCCGAUCUUGAACAAAUUUAAACCACCAAAAAGCCUCUUGCCCUCCCACCACUCAGUCCUCGCCAAAACCCCCCGGCUCGAAAAACCAUGGCCACAGCUCUCAACCUCCCACAAACCCCACUUCUCAGAACGCUCCCGUUCCGCAGAGCACCCAAGAGCACUGUCUCCAUUAGAGCAACAUCAAGCUCAUCUGAAGCCCCACUCACUUCCACUCCUGUGACCACCGAGCAGGAACAAAAACAAGGCCUUUCGUCAUCCUCUGUAACAUUUGCUCCUCCACCUAAUUUCAAGCCGCCGGAGCCAAAGCGGUUCGGCGUGAGACCCGAUAAGACAUGGGACAUACUCGGGGCUUCUCUUGCCUUGCCGUUCCGGCUCGGGACAGGUGUUUUUGUUUCCGGAUAUUCUGUUUCCUUCGUUUCCAAGAAUGAGAUUCCGUCUGGCCAGUAUGCUCUUGAUUUUGCCGAUUUCAAGGUAAAAGAGACUUCAAAAUUGGGUCCUCGACCAGAGAAGCCUAUUGAGAUAUAUGAAUUUGAAAGCUGUCCAUUUUGUCGGAAGGUUAGGGAAAUCGUUGCAGUGUUGGAUCUUGAUGUCCUAUUUUAUCCUUGCCCGAAAAAUGGUCCAAACUUUCGCCCCAAAGUUUCUCAGAUGGGUGGAAAACAGCAGUUCCCUUACAUGGUGGAUCCAAACACAGGUGUGGCGAUGUAUGAAUCAGAUGACAUAAUCAAGUAUCUGGUUGGAAAAUAUGGUGAUGGAAGUGUUCCUUUCAUGUUGUCACUUGGUCUACUAACGACUUUGACUGCAGGCCUUGCUAUGAUUGGUCGCAUGGGGAAGGGGUCUUCUCAUGCUCCAUCAAAACUGCCGCCUAAACCGCUUGAAAUAUGGGCAUAUGAGGGGUCCCCCUUCUGCAAACUUGUGCGUGAAGUACUUGUAGAGUUAGAGCUGCCACAUUUACUUCGCAGUUGUGCUCGUGGCAGCCCAAAACGACAGAUGCUGUAUGAGAAAACCGGACAUUUUCAGGUACCUUAUCUAGAAGAUCCUAAUACUGGGGUGCAAAUGUUUGAAAGUGCAGAAAUUGUGGAGUAUAUAAGAGCAACUUAUGCUCUUCAAUAAGCCAGAGAUUUCCAAAGGAUUUAUUAAUGUGUGCAUGGGAGAGUAAUUUAUUAUCCUAGUAUUAUAUAUGGACCACGUUUUGCCUUUCUUAUAACCUAUCGAUAUCUUCUUCUUCUUCUUCUU